Patella vulgata (common limpet) is the source of this 1521-nucleotide messenger RNA. RefSeq names its product neuropeptides capa receptor. The transcript is spliced from 2 exons. Gene Ontology annotation, biological process: G protein-coupled receptor signaling pathway. NCBI's taxonomy places the organism in Eukaryota, Metazoa, Mollusca, Gastropoda, Patellidae. Gene Ontology annotation, cellular component: plasma membrane. Gene Ontology annotation, molecular function: G protein-coupled receptor activity. Bases 411 to 1421 code for a protein of 336 amino acids. The record is from RefSeq and is a predicted model, not a curated record.
UUUCAUCGCGUGUAAUGGAUGAUGAUGGGAUGAGCUGCGUGCUUGCUUCCAGUGAUAUAUACAUGUAAUAUACAACACACGUGUGGUGAAUUAUACAUUGUUUUAGUGAAUAACGGUAUGAAGCAUAAUCGCUGAUUAUUAUAUAGCUUAAUUACUUUAUACUAUACAGUUUUAGAGAGAAGAUAAUCAGCAAGGUUAUAACUACAACUGGUGGAGCAGGAACAUCCUCUUACGUCAUACCGUACUACGAUCAAGAACUGGAAGGCGCGCGUGUGUCGACCGUCCGUAAAAAAAGAGAUAUCGCGUCAAAAGCAACUAAAUCGAUAAUGCUGAACCUGAAAGUGGACAACGAUUCUAUCUGCCUGUCUAACCAUUUGAUAAACAAGAGUGAGUUAUCCAUUUAAAAAAUCAUGAACGUUAGUACUAAUUUAAGUUUUGUGAUAUCCGAACAAACGAGGUUUGUGUACAUCGUAGCAGGUGUCCUAAAUAUGUAUAUACUUCCGGUGAUCGUGUUUACGGGACUUCUAGGAAACGCGAUCUCAUGUUGUGUAUUCAGUGGACGAGAACUGAGACGAUUGUCUUCCAGUGUGUACGUCAUAGCUGUUCUGGGCUCCGAUUCGGGUAUUCUGAUUGGAUUAUUAUUUGUGUGGCUGGAAGUUCUGGGCUACAGUUUUAAUCAUCGUCAAGGCAUCUGUCAACUUCUUGUCUUUUUAACUUAUGUGUGUAGUUUUCUGAGUGUCUGGUAUAUCGUCUGUAUUACUGUGGAGAACUUUAUUACGAUAUGUUAUCCUGCUAAAGUCAAGGAAAUGUGUACAUUACAAAGGGCCAGGGCAGUGGUAAUUAUAUUACUACUUGUUGCCAUGUGUCUAUACAGUUUAUCGUUGAUAAGUACGGAGGUGAAAGAAAAUGCGGAAUCUAAACGUUCCAUGUGCGACCGUAAACCCGAGUACUACGUCAUGUUUUCUGUGUUGACGUAUGUUGAUUCUGUUAUUACUUUAGUGAUACCGUUAACUGUUAUUGCUUUAAUGUUGACAACAAUGUCGGUAGCUAUUGCAAACACAUUUAGAUGGAAAAAAUUAAGUCCCAGUAGAGAAAUGAGCCGGAAAAGCUUCGUGUUCAAUUGUCCACAAGUUCGAGUUACAAAAAUGCUCUUUGCAUUAUCGACGUCAUUUUUAAUAAUGAAUGCCCCCGUACAUAUCGCGCGCUUGCACUAUUUAGUUCGCGCAUUUAGUCGAUCACCCGGCGUUUCGUAUAACGAAGGACUCCUACAACUUAUUUUACUGUUUAUAUCAUACGCCAAUUGUUCCAUCAAAUUCUUCCUGUUUUUAAGUUUCAGCAAGAACUUUAGGAAAUCCAUUAAAAAGAAAUAUUAUUCCAAAUUACCCCAAUGUUCCAGACCAUCGGAACCGACGUUUGUAUAAACAUCUCAAGGUAAUUGACCGCGUAAUAGCAUGAUUGACAGCUGAUAGGAGUCUCCAAUGACAUUUACAAUUGUCGGUUUCUUCUUUGUAUUUUUAAACA